This is a messenger RNA of Necator americanus (New World hookworm), 447 nucleotides long. RefSeq lists its product as uncharacterized. The record is from RefSeq and is a predicted model, not a curated record. NCBI's taxonomy places the organism in Eukaryota, Metazoa, Nematoda, Chromadorea, Rhabditida, Ancylostomatidae. Bases 1 to 447 code for a protein of 148 amino acids. The transcript has a single exon.
AUGACUUUGAUAUCGAAUAUCAGAAGACGACAGAGUUUGGACGAGCUGACGUCUUGUCACGCCAGUGCUGCUGUGAAAGCACUGCCCGUGACCAGGAAAACUAUUGAAGAAGAGUCAAGGAAUGAUGAAAGGGUAUCGCAGGUCAUAUGGAUGCUGCAAACAGGAACAUGGCCAAGCAAGCCUAAAGAACAAAUCAACAGCUGGAAGGCUCUGAGCCACGCACUGUCAGUGCAGAACGGAUGCCUGUAUUUUGGCCACAGAAUCGUCGUGCCAGCCUCACUUCAAGAAGCAGUUUUGAAGCAGCUGCUUGAAGAACAACCAGGAAUGACAAGAAUGAAGAUACUCGCCCGAGUAUAUGUGUACUGGACGAACAUCAACAGGGAUAUCGAAGAAGCUGUACGUCACUGCCGCAACUGUCAAGAAGCUGUGAAUAUGCCAAAGAAAUAA